Molecule: messenger RNA, 1262 nt
Organism: Nicotiana tabacum (common tobacco)
Lineage: Eukaryota; Viridiplantae; Streptophyta; Magnoliopsida; Solanales; Solanaceae
Source: RefSeq, a predicted model, not a curated record
CGUUUCUUCUUCUUCUUGGUUUAUUCUGAAAAUGGGUGCUGAGGUGAGUAAACAGGUGGAAAGACGAAAAUCUAUUCAUACUCAGAAGAAAAUCUUGUAUGAUCUCAAGGAGAAAAAUGGAUGCAACUUUCCUGGUUGUGAUUAUCAUGUACAAGACAGAAAAAAUUGGAUGUCAGCACUUAUCCCUGAGAAACUCCAUGUCAACAAGAUUGUUUGGCCAGGUACACAUGAUUCAGCAACUAACAAUAUAGGCAUCCCAUUCAUUUCUCGCCCUUUUGCUCAAUGCCAAUCUCUGUCCAUUUAUGAACAACUAGUAAUUGGCGCUCGCGUCCUUGAUAUCCGUGUUCAAGAAGAUCGUCGUAUAUGCCAUGGCAUCCUUCUUUCCUACAAUGUUGACGUCGUUAUCAACGACGUCAAAAAAUUUCUGUCUGAAACACAUUCAGAGAUAAUAAUCCUAGAAAUUCGUACUGAAUUCGGCCAUGAUGAUCCCCCGGAUUUCGACAAGUACCUAGAGGAUCAGCUAGGAGAAUUUCUCAUCCACCAAGAUGACAAUGUUUUCAACAAGGCUAUUGCAGAGUUAUUGCCAAAGAGGAUAAUGUGUGUUUGGAAACCAAGAAAAUCACCUCAGCCAAAACAUGGAAGUCCGUUAUGGAGUUCAUGUUACCUAAAAGAUAACUGGAUAGAUACUGACUUACCUGAAACGAAGUUCGAGAGUAACAUGAAGCAUUUGAGUGAGCAGCCACCUGUAACAUCCCGGAAAUUCUUUUACAGAGUGGAGAAUACGGUCACACCACAGGCUGAUAAUCCAGUCCUGUGUGUGAAACCUGUGACAGAUCGGAUUCAUCCGUAUGCGAGGCUGUUUGUUAUGGAAUGUAUUGCUCGAGGUUAUGGUGAUCGGUUGCAGAUAUUUUCAUCAGACUUUAUAGAUGAAGAUUUUGUGGAUGCAUGCAUUGGUCUUACAAAUGCAAGGAUUGAAGGGAAGUUCUGAAUCUGAACGAAUGUUUAUAGGUCUAAAUAGUAUAUAUGUAUGUGUUUCAGAAAUUUUAUUUUUAUGUAUAUAGUUUGAGUAGCAAGUAGGAGUGCACCCCUACUUGCCGAAGAUGGAUUAUUUUCUAGUCUGUAUAUAGGUCUUGUGUGGUCCAACUUGUUUGAAAUCGAGACUCAAUUGUUAUUGUAAUUCGUUUUCUGUUGUAAGAUUGUUUUGAGGAAUUGAGUAUAUGCGAGAACAUGAUAUAUGAGAAGAAAUACACUCUUAGCUGUCA